UGCUCUUGUGGUCGUCACGUCAUCCUCAUACUUGCUCCAGGAGCGCCAACAAAAUGCAUGUUCGUUUGGAUUUGUCACUCAUCCAUCUUUUACUACGUAUCUACAGAUGAAGAACCGAGCUUCCACGGGAGUUAUCACUAUGCUCCAACGGGAUCCCUCUAUCCAUUCGCUCUCCCCCCUUCUCCUCUUCUUCCUCCUUCUCCUCCUCAUAGUAUUGAAUCCCACAAGAAAGCAAAAACAAAGACGAUUCCUCCAGGUUCGAGCCACGAAAGAAGACGUGAAGGAGGGGACGGAGAACUACUGGUCUAGGAAAUGGGGUUUUCGAGCGAACCAGGACCUGACUACAUCUACGGGAAUCACCAUUAGAGGCCUUCUCCAAAUGCUCGAUGUUGCUCUCGAUGCCGGAGACCCCAGGCCCAUGAUUCGGCUCGGCCAUGGCGACCCUUCUCUGUUUCCGUGUUUUCGGACGUCUCAGAUUGCCGAAGACGCCAUUGUUGAGGCUGUUCGUUCUGCCAAGUUUAAUCAUUAUCCUCCCUUUGUUGGAAUGCUUCCGGCCAGAAGAGCUGUUGCUGAGUAUCUUUCUCUUGAUCUUCCAUACAAGUUAUCGCCGGAUGAUGUUUUCCUCACUCUUGGUUGUACACAAGCAAUUGAGAUUGCUCUAUCAGUCCUCGCUUGCCCUGGCGCAAAUAUUUUGCUUCCAAGGCCAGGGUUCCCAUUGUAUGAAGCUCGAGCAGCUUUUAAUCAUCUUGAAAUUCGUCAUUAUGAUCUUCUCCCUGAAAAGGGUUGGGAGGUCGAUAUCGAUUCCAUUGAAAAUCUUGCAGAUGAGAACACAGUUGCUAUGGUUAUCAUAAACCCGGGAAAUCCUUGUGGGAAUGUCUUCACUUAUCAGCACUUGCGGAAGGUGUCUGAGACUGCAAAAAAGCUUGGAAUUCUGGUAAUUUCGGAUGAAGUUUAUGGUCAUCUCACAUUUGGGAAUAAUCCUUUUGUGCCGAUGGGAGUGUUUGGAUCAAUUGUUCCUGUCCUUACCCUUGGGUCCAUAUCCAAAAGAUGGAUAGUGCCUGGUUGGAGACUUGGUUGGCUUGUGACUAGUGACCCCAAUGGAAUGCUUAAAAGGACCCAGAUUGUUGAUUGCAUUAAGGUCUGUCUCAAUAUUUCUUCUGACCCUGCGACUUUUGUUCAGGGUGCACUUCCACAAAUCCUUGGGAAAACACAAGAAGAUUUCUUUAAGAAGAUUGCUAGUAUACUGAGGCAAACUUCAGAAAUUUGUUUUGAGAAAAUAAAGGAGAUUGAUUGCAUUACUUGCCCACAAAGACCUGAGGGUUCCAUGUUUGUAAUGGUGAAAUUGAAUGUGUCACUUCUAGAAGAUAUUAAUGAUGAUAUAGACUUCUGCUACAAGCUGGCUAAAGAGGAAUCUGUAAUUGUUCUGCCAGGAAUCGCUGUUGGAAUGAAAAAUUGGCUACGGAUAACAUUCGCAGUCGAGCCAUCUUCCCUUGAAGAUGCCAUGGGGAGGAUAAGAUCCUUCUGCCAGAGGCAUAAAAAGCGACAAUAGGAGAAUCACAAAAUAAUUACUUGUCCAGGAAAAAAGAAAGAGAGAAAUAAUUGUUCUCAUCAACCAAUCUGGUGGAGCUGAUCUUGCCCAUUAGCAGAUGUGAACUGAGACCACCAACAUGUGGUUCAUCUUUAGGAGAUCCACUCGGAGAAGGUUCCCCAAUUGGGUCAACUAGGGAACUUCCCUCCUAUUCUAUUUUAACCAUAUGGAAGAAUCUUGGAGACAAUCCAGACUGUUUCAUCAGAUAGAGAACCCUCUACAUUGGCCAUAGAGCCCUGCAAUCCAUAUUAACCUCGUUCAUGACUUCAUGUAUCAAUAUCAACCCUUUUCCAACCUUGGAUUGGAGUUUUAUUUGACUAACACCAGAACCUAUUUAUCCAUCCAUAUA
Messenger RNA from Nelumbo nucifera (sacred lotus), 1937 nucleotides. Its product is annotated as putative aminotransferase TAT2. Gene Ontology annotation, biological process: L-tyrosine catabolic process; biosynthetic process. The record is from RefSeq and is a predicted model, not a curated record. NCBI's taxonomy places the organism in Eukaryota, Viridiplantae, Streptophyta, Magnoliopsida, Proteales, Nelumbonaceae. Gene Ontology annotation, molecular function: L-tyrosine:2-oxoglutarate transaminase activity; pyridoxal phosphate binding.